CCGGUUCUUGGUUGCACUUUCCUUGUGCUCAGCUGUCAGAGCCCUGAUGAUCGGUGCCCAGCAGUGCCACCCACCUGUGCCCAGUAGUGCCGUCCACCUGUGCCCACCAGUGCCACCCAGCAGUGCCACACACCUGUGCCCAGAAGUGCCACCUACCUGUGCCCAGCAGUGCCACCCACCUGUGCCCACCCACCUGUGCCCACCAGUGCCACCCACCUGUGCCCACCAGUUCCCAUCAGUGCAGUCUAGCAGUGCUGCCAGUCAGUGCCACCAGUCAGUGUCCAGCGGUUGUGCCAGUCAGUACCCAGCAGUUGCGCCAGUCAAUGCCUAGCAGUGCUGCCAGUCAGUGCCCAGCAGUGA
Molecule: messenger RNA, 360 nt
Organism: Staurois parvus
Lineage: Eukaryota; Metazoa; Chordata; Amphibia; Anura; Ranidae
Source: the annotation of a GenBank genome assembly